Messenger RNA from Cotesia congregata, 840 nucleotides. Lineage: Eukaryota; Metazoa; Arthropoda; Insecta; Hymenoptera; Braconidae. The record is from the annotation of a GenBank genome assembly.
AUGGAUAUUCGAACUCAGGACUUAAGUAUUGCAGAUCAAUUGACAUAUGGUGUGCGCAUGCUAGAAAUUACUGUACGCCUGGAAAACGGCAAAUUAGAAAUUUACUCCAGUGGAAUAGCAUUAAACAAAACGUUAUUCAACGCACUUGUCGAAAUCGAACAAUUCUUACAUUUUCAUUCUCGUGAACUUGUGAUACUUGUCAUUAAUUAUGAUGAUCAUUAUUUUCUUGACUGGUUAGAUGGUAUUUUAACCAAAUUAGAUCUGUGCAUGGCAAUAGACGAAUACAAUCAUGUGAUUGCUGGGUGGCGAUUAGUCAAAAAUUGGGACCUGGACGAGACAAUUGAUAAAUACCGAGGAAAAAUAUUACUUGCGACCAACGAUUUUUUGUUUGAAGAUUGUAUACACUCGAUAAGGCAUGAGUGUCUAACUUCAAAAGAUAUUGUUCUUAGUGAUACAUACGCUUUUUCGGAUACAAUAUCUCAAAAAUGGAAUAGAUACUUUAAACUUAAUCAAAAUUGUUAUUUUUUUACAAGUUUCUGCUUUUUUUAUGACAUGAGUUUUGAUGUCUUGGACCAAUAUGCUUAUGUGAAAAAAGGUUAUAAUAGGCGUGAUGUUACUGCAUUUGGGUACUAUGAUAAUGUUGAAAAUAAAUGUUACAAGCCACUUAAUUAUAUAUUUAUUAAUAAUGAUAUCCCGGAUUGCAUCUUUAAAUUAAAUAUUUUCAAUUUUGAAUUCAUAACAAUGGAAAUUAUUGAUCAUGUUGACAAAAUGAAUGCUGAUGUUCGUCACUCUCAUUCUAUUAAUAUUCAUCUGCAACAUUCAUAUGUUUAUAAUUUAUAA